CUCGUUACGGACAGCCCCUUUUCAGAACAAGCAUCGACCGAAAAGUUGAUAGGUGAAGUCUAUCAACAUGCAGUAAAACGGUUCUUUUUUGUUGUUGCUGCUGUUUUGGGGCUAUAAGAGCGCGCGGAAAGCCGAAGCUCAUAUUUUAGGACGUCUGUUUGUGAAAUGAAACGCCUGAGAAAUGUCAGUGGAAAUGCUACAUCCAAACUCUAUGCCUCCGUAGGUUUGUCACUGACCCGAAUAUAUACGUUUUUGUUGAGCUGUUGAGAGACUCGACCCGUGUCAGAGCCCAGCGAUGUGGAUCUGCAUGGUUUAUAAUGAGACGGACGCCAGCGUGGACUUCCGGCUCUGCCAGGACUAUGGCCUCAUCCUGUCGGUCUUCUCCCUCAUCUACCUCCUUGUGUGCUUCCCACUGGGGCUGUGCUACAAUAUGCUGCUGGUCGUGGUCAACCUCUCAAACAAAGUCUCCAUGACCAUGCCAGAUGUUUAUUUCGUCAAUAUGGCCAUCGCGGGCCUUGUGCUCAACCUGGUGGCUCCCAUGGAGCUGCUGAGCUCCACCUUCACCCGCUGGCAUGUGUGGGAGUACAACAACGAGAUCUACAUCACCCUGCUCAUCCUCUUCAACAUCUCCUCUCUGGUCAUCAUGUAUUCCACCACGCUGCUCAGUCUGGACUACUAUAUAGAGCGGGCGUUGCCUCGUACGUACAUGUCCAGUGUGUAUAACACCAAACAUGUGUGUGGUUUCAUCUGGGGAGGUGCGGUGCUCACUAGCUUCUCUUCACUGCUCUUCUAUGUGUGCAACCACAUCUCCACUAAGAUGGUCGAGUGCUCCAAAAUGCAGAAUAAGGAGGCCGCCGACGCCAUCAUGAUGUUCAUCGGCUACGUGGUUCCAGCUUUGGCUGUACUUUAUGCCUUUGUGCUUAUUUUGCGCAUUAGGAAGGAGUCAACACCUCUGGAUCAGGACUCUGCUCGCUUAGACCCUUCUAUCCACAGACUGCUGCUAGCCUCAGUCUGUGUACAGUUUGUACUGUGGACCCCAUACUAUAUGACCCUGUUGGUACACACUGUAGCCGGCGCACCAGGGUACAUUAGUAACGUACAUUACUUACCUACCUAUUAUUUUUUAAGAUGUGUGUCAAAACUGCUGGCUUUCUCUAGCAGCUUUGUGAUGCCACUCAUGUAUAGGCAGAUGAACAAAAACUUCUCCAACAAGCUUCAGCGGCUGCUCAGGAGGCUGCACUGCGGAGAGCAGUCUUGCCCUCACGAACGCUCAACAGUGCAACAAGUGGUGACGUGAGAUUACCGACCCUGGGAGAUUACAGACACCCCCCCCCUUUUUCCACCUCUUGGCCUAGCCGGCACUUACCCCCCCCCCCCACAGAGCCAGUAUCUGACUGGGUUCCCUCGCUGUUCUGGACUGUGUUAAGAGUGACAUAGCUAACUGUGGAAUUUCCUGUCACCUUCCACAUCUGAUCUAUACAGUUCUGCAUUGGGAGGACAAACCAAGCAAAAACCACUAAGUGCUAUUAUUUUUGUUGUCAAAGUGAAGCUCUCCUCUGAGGCAAGUGGGUUUCUAAUUUGAGGACAGUAAAUUUGCACAAGCAACUGAUAACUACCCAUUGUGCAGUGUUUUAUCUGAGUCGCAAACGAAAAAUAUCCUGUUAGCAAGCACUACACAUUGCUGUGUAUGUUCCCUCCCUGAUAUGGGUGUGUAUUCUGCUGAAUAUCAGCAUCCCACCAUUUCUAAGGAACUUGCAUUGUAUGAACAUAAGUGUUUACUGCCCUCAAACUAGUGGGCCUUGAUCACUUGAAUGAGAAGACAGUUCCACCUCUUCAGAGCUGAAUUUUCCUUUUUUUCCAUUUUACUUAAAUGUGCUUAGAGUGAUUUUGUUAUUAUCACAGUAAAUAAUCUUCACGUUUUAAAGGCGGACACAAUUAGUUGUCUCUUACAGAAAUUGUAGCUUCAUUUCAAAAGCUAUUUUCUUUCUUGAUACCAGUACUACCCUGUAGCUUUGACAUUGGCACUGGUAUAUAGAGGUGUUGUCUUUUAUAGAUUGAGUUCUGAAGUUUUGAUCCACUUGCAGGCAUAAAGAGAUUAAAUCUUGCAUACAGUACAUGAAGCUCCACAACUAUUAAUUUACAUGAACACAACAUUGAAGUUAUACAGAACUACAUGAAAAUGUUUAUAUUAAGCUUGUAUUCAGGGUUCAGACAUAACCGGUAUACCUCUUGUGAUCGCUGCUGAAAUCACUUUAGCCAUAAGCAGUUCAAAUCAACUCAUUAAACAUCAACUCUUAAUCAGAGAUCUCAGCCCAGUGUGUGAUUUGUUGAGCUAUGUUUCGCUUCUGUAGGAACCGUGCGUGGAGAGCCUCACGCACUGUUAGCAGUCCCCGCAGGGUCACAGAGAGGGUCCUGAGGAGGUGGCAUGUAUAUUCCCUACAUUUUAUGAGCACUCAUGAGUGGUUGGGAGGAUGUCCAGUGGAAAUAUGAAGCCCGACUGGGUCACUCUAGAGGCACUAAAAACCUUCACCAAAUAUCAAAGUCUCGCCUGCCAAUCACCUGCAAACAGUGUGUUUGAUGCAGUUUGAACUGGAAUACCGCUCAGAUGCAUUAAGGUAAUCUCCAUAUUAUAAAGCUGCUUUGCUUUCUUGCCUGCCACAAAACUGAACAGAUAAAUGGUGAUGUUAUACAAUAAAAAAGAGAUACUUGCUUUUGCAUGAGGUCUGUUGCUUCACUGCAUUAGUGUAUUUUUUUUAAAAUUUGCUUUCUGAAUGAGAGGGACAGUUUAUUAAUCAUUCUGUGAACAGAUACACCAGUGAGGUGGGGCAUACACUUGAAGAGAAAUUAGAAGUGGGCACACUAGUUAUAUUCCACUCCCAGGCAACAAUAAAUAGUCACUUAUCUUUGUAGACAGUUUUAAGUUACACCUUCAAAUAAGUUUGCUUUGGCUUCACUGUAAAAUUUAAAGGAUUACCAGAUUUUUUGACACAGAUUUGAUGCUUUUCAAGCAUAUAUGAAGCUAUUAAGACUAUAACUUUAUAUCACAUACACAUACUGUAUUUUUUUAAACAUCCUGUGACUAGACAUAUUGUUUGUCUACAGUUGAGGUAUGAAACAGUGUCCAACAUUAAGAUUUUUGCUGCAUAGCCCCAUCCUCAUUAUGUGUACCUAGAAUCAGUCUGUGAGAAGUACUGUUCAUUUUCAACCGAGGCUGUGUGUUAACAUUAUGUGCUACAGCAUGUACUGCCCCAUACAAAAAGCCUGCAUGUAUUGUGACAGAGUUAAUCAUUAUUUGAACUCGGCUCAAAGUCCUAACUCAGCUCAAAGCCCUAAUGCUUACUGUUCAUUUGGGAUUGGAAGGCAAACAGUAGCACAUGGUCUAAUGAAAAGUGGUUUGAAUCAAAAAAUUUUAUUUAAGCAACAUUUCUUAAGGUUCAGCUACCAGUUGGUGCACUAUAUACUGUUAGAGAUUUUAUUCCAACUGGUAUUCAAUUAAUCAGUCGUAUGAUGACGCUCAUAUUAUAGUGAAUAGAAUUGAAUGUAUCCCAGAUUUCUGAUUAUUAUGGGACAUUUUUAUGCUUUUAAUCUGGAUAGAAUUUUGUGAGGAGACAUCCAACUAGAAGGCACUCAACCAAACAUUAUAAAAAAUUAGAUCAAUCUGUUCUGAAUCUGCAUCAGACUAUACAUAGUGAAUGACAAUUGUGCAGAUUUUUGGGGGAGAAUAGCUAAGUAAGAAUUAUGAUCAUUUUACUUUAGCAUGUUGCUGCAGCGCCACCUGUAGGCAAAGUUUUGCUAGAUUGCUUGGAGUUGAUAUGCGCCUCAUGCCCUACCUUUCACCAAAUUUCAGUGAAAUCCAUGAACUUGUUUUUUAAAUAUCUUGCUAAGUAUGAGAUGGGACCUGAAACAAACUCCUUGGCAGAGGUAAUAAUAGGCAAUCACCACAAAUGGGCUGACUACACGAUAAAGCUUGAUCAAAACCACACCCAACUCAAAUUGCUGCUCAGGCCCGAGUUUGGUUUAUUAUUUCAGAGAGGCCAUAAUCUCACAUCAGUGCAAAGACAUUUGAGUAAUAACCACUGUGUGCAGUUAAAUUGUCGAGAUGGACUAAGUGUAAAAACACCCUCAAAGCUCUUGCGUGUCGAAUGUAUGCGGAUGCAUUUUAGCUAUUUGAACAGCAAAACCUCAAAAGUCCAGAUUAAUCCACUUUCAGAUGUGAUGCUUUUGUGACUUUGUAUGCAAGUGUAUAUGUAUAAUACAAAAUAAUGUGUAUAUAUUGUAUGUGAGAGAUUUACAAGAAGAUACCAUGCUCUUUCAAAACUUAAGUAUUAUUUUCUGAGAGAUAAAUUUAGAUUCUGUAAGUAAUCUCCUCUAUUGUCAACUGAGUCAAAGACUGAUUAAACAAUAAACUAACAUGGAUAUUACCA
Messenger RNA from Micropterus salmoides (largemouth bass), 4424 nucleotides. RefSeq names its product G protein-coupled receptor 146 (gene gpr146). The transcript is spliced from 2 exons. Gene Ontology annotation, molecular function: G protein-coupled receptor activity. The coding region runs from base 296 to 1297 and encodes 333 amino acids. Gene Ontology annotation, biological process: G protein-coupled receptor signaling pathway. Gene Ontology annotation, cellular component: membrane. The record is from RefSeq and is a predicted model, not a curated record. NCBI's taxonomy places the organism in Eukaryota, Metazoa, Chordata, Actinopteri, Centrarchiformes, Centrarchidae.